UACGGCGUCUGCGUCUUCCGCCACGCCAACCUCGACGACGAGCGACACAUCGCCUUCUCGCGACGUUUCGGCGAGCUGGACGACGUGGCGCCUUACCUGGCGGGGGGCAGGCCUCAUCGACUGAAAUACGUUGAGCUGUUCGACGUCGGGAAUAUCGAUCUCGACGGGACGAUUUUUCCUGAGGGUGAUGUGAGGAGAAAUUGGAAUAAGGGAAACACCCUCUUCCACGUCGACUCCUCCUUCAACCCCCGACGAGCAAGCUACUCUUUACUUCGCGCGGCCGAACUCCCCCCCAAAGGCACAGGCGGUAACACCGAGUACGCCGAUACACGCACAGCGUUCGACGAGCUCCCUCCUGCUCUAAAGCAGGAGCUUCUAGACAAGGACUACAUCGCGGCACACUCACUCUGGCACUCACGCAAGACGGCCGCGCCGGAGUUCUUCAAGGACGUCGAUCCAACGGCUUUCCCGAUGAGUAGGCACAAGCUUGUCCAGCGGCAUGAGCCCUCGGGGCGAAUGAAUCUGUAUAUCGCUGCGCAUGUGCAUCAUAUCGAGGGCUUGGAGCCAGACAAGUCCAAGGCGCUUUUUGAUACCCUCUACACUCAUGCUACACAGCCAAAGUAUGUCCUCAGCGUUGAGUGGGAGAAUGAAGGCGAUUUGAUCCUCUGGGAUAAUACCUGCGUUAUGCAUCGCGCUGCUGGGGGUAGUUUUGAGGGCCGCUACCGUCGCGAUAUGCGCCGUACCACGGUGCAUGAUGCUAGUAGUAUGGCUUGGGGGUUGAAUGAGAAGUCGGAUGUGAGGCAGGGGUUGCCAUAA
Molecule: messenger RNA, 816 nt
Organism: Rasamsonia emersonii CBS 393.64
Lineage: Eukaryota; Fungi; Ascomycota; Eurotiomycetes; Eurotiales; Trichocomaceae
Exons: 2
Molecular function (GO): oxidoreductase activity
Source: RefSeq, a predicted model, not a curated record